AUGUUUUUCGCAUUUCUUACCUACCCCUAUGCGGAGUUAAUGUUCGAGAAGUUGUCCUUGGAGACCAACCCAUUGAAUGAAUCCAAAUUGGUUUGGGAUGCACUUCCACAUGCUUCUUUAGGUCAUAAACAUCACGCCGUCUUUUCUUUUGCGGUAGAAAGCCCAAAAUACUGCAGUUCGUCAGCCAGCGGCAGUCCGUCGCCCUCCUCUGAGACCCCUUCCAACAACACUUCUCCUGCCCACAUCCCCGCACCCCUCAGGCCAUCGAAAGCAUCGGAUGAAACAGAUUCACAAAGCACACAUUCACGAGAAACCCCGAACAGAAUGCCAGUAGAUUUGCCUCGCGGAGGACAUGCCGCCUGCGAAGAAAGAAAUGCGAUGAACAACGAGAAGGGCAACUCCUGUCAUACCUGCAAGCGGUUGAGAAUAGAUUGUCUGGGGUGGGGAACAAGACGCCCAGAAUGGAUGCGCGACAAGAAAGCUGUUGAAGAUUACAAGGCUGGCAUCAAAGCUCAACUAACACGAGCUGGCCUCAUCCGCGGUCAGCCCAAAUCGUCGAUACUCCAAGCCACUUCAGCGGGUCCAUCAUCUACAUCAUCAUCUGUUUUUGCUUCGCGACGGCUUCAAGGAUCUGCAAGUUCUUCAGGGUCUUCUCGAGUCAACGAUUUGGGAAUACCAGCGUAUGUCGAUCAAUUGGCCGACUCAACCGGGAUGUCCGUGUUUGCCCUUCCGGCUCUCUUCCCUCACACCCAUCGCCCGUGGCGGAAAUGCACUUUCAUCCCUGACUUCGACACCGCCACCCAAAACUUGUAUGACCCUCCAAUGACAUCCAUACCAGACGAUGGCUUGCAAAUGGAGCACAUAUUUUAUUACUUCGAGCAUGUUCGGCAGUUGCAGUAUGCCUUUGCUGGCAAUUCUGAAGCAAAUAUAACAUAUUCACUUGUAUUACAACACCCACAAGGCCCUGUGGCAAACGCUAUUUCCGCAUUAGCAUCAUUGCACUUCAGUUUGAUUCGCAUCGCCCACGGUUUCGAGGCGCCAAACCCCAACCUGGAGCACUCACCGGCAAUCCGGUUCUAUGAUAGUGCACAUCAACAGAUCUAUAGAAACAAGCAGACAACGCUAAGCGAAUCCGACGCAAACGCAGCCAUCCACAUGUUGAGCUUCUCGCUCAUGUCAGGUGGAGUGACAGAUUGGCGUCCGAUGUUAGAUAUUGCCAGCGAGUGGCUUGUGAGGACGGGGAUAACAACGAGCGACAACCCAAAGUUGAUGAUGAUAAACAUGAACGAGGCAUCACGACUGGCACUGAAAGCCACAAUAACUAAGCUCACCCGAAGCACGCAGUGGUGUGAUAUCAUGUCAACCCUAGCCCUGAAAACGACGCCAAAGCAUCUAACCUUCUACCGGCGACUGUUCCACAGAGGAUCGUGUUACUGGGGUUUGGCGCAGCAGGGCAUCGGUGACGAGUCAGCCCUUCGUAUGGAUAGCUUGACUGGUUGUCCGGACGAAGUACUUCUCGGUAUCGCGGAGAUAGCAACGUUAUCGUGCUGGAAGACGCAAGAACUUCGUAAAGGUUCUUUGAGCAUGAGAGAGCUCAUCCGGCGAGGGGACGUAAUUGACCACCACCUUCGUACCCAAACAGAGGCAGCGCUAUCAGCAGAAGGGGAUCAGACGCCAUUACAUCCUGAAUUAUUAUCAAUGGUUGCUGAGCAUGGCAAUGUACAAAAUUCACCUCCUGGACACGCGGGCACAUCCCUUCCUGCGGGUGACACUCGGAGGAUAGUGGCUGAUAUCUUCCGAGAAGCAGCCAUCCUCUACCUACAUACAGUGCUCAGCGACCCUAAUCCAGGAGUGCCCGAAAUCGUGAAUUCGAUAGAUGUCAUUGUACAAUUAUUGAACCAGCUGCCCGCGUCAAAUAUCGACCGCUGCCUAGUGUUCCCCAUAUGUCUGGCUGGGUGUCUCGUGGACGAUCCCAUGAAGCGCGAGUUUCUGACAUCACGGUUGCAAGGUCAACACGAUGGCUUUGGUAACACCAGUCAGACUCUGCGAGUCAUGCAAACAGCAUGGCAAAAACGGGAUAAUCAAGGGGGGAAAGUCGAAUGGCAAGACCUGCUCCAUAUCCAAGGGCGUUAUUUGCUCCUGCUAGUUUAA
Molecule: messenger RNA, 2151 nt
Organism: Suillus subalutaceus
Lineage: Eukaryota; Fungi; Basidiomycota; Agaricomycetes; Boletales; Suillaceae
Product: fungal-specific transcription factor domain-containing protein
Exons: 10
Coding region: 1-2151 (716 amino acids)
Biological process (GO): positive regulation of transcription by RNA polymerase II
Cellular component (GO): nucleus
Molecular function (GO): transcription cis-regulatory region binding; DNA-binding transcription factor activity
Source: RefSeq, a predicted model, not a curated record